AUGGCGAGUCGUAUACCUCAUUAUUGCGUUGUGGGUGGUGGCAUUUCUGGUCUAGCAACCGCAUAUUUUAUUUCUUUGCUCAAACCACCGGGGUCUUAUCGAUUGACUGUCUUGGAAUCAAGUUCUCGGUGUGGUGGCUGGAUUCAUUCGGUCAAGAAUCAGUAUACUGGUGCUACCUAUGAUCUGGGUCCCCAUAGCGCUCGAGCAUUUUCACCAAACUCAGCAUUAUUGCUUCGUAUGGCAUUGAGUUUGGAUCUGCGUGACUCACUAAAGUGGGUGGUUCGUGAUCAUGACUCUUCACAAGGUCAGUUGUUUGUCGGAGGAAAGUUGGUUCCUAUUUCACCACUUGGAUUCCGUGCGGUAGAACCAUUUACGCGUUCUCCGCUGGGUUUGAUAACCCGGCGUAUUUUUUCUAAACCUCCUCCGACAAAAUCAGACUGGUCUGUUGAUGAGUUCCUGCGUACCAGAUUGGACGAUGAGUUUGCCGAUUAUUUGGGGAGUGCCAUGAUGCGUGGCAUCUACGCCGGUGACUCCAGAGAACUCAGUGCUCGUGCCUGUAUACCUCAGUUGGUGGAAUCAGAACAGUUGGGCCCAAACAUGAUACUCGGUUUGUUUCGACGAGCCAGACAGCAAAUGAAAAAACCCAAAGUCAGUUUGCCUGGUGCAUUGGAAGAGCAAUUACCUUCAUGCACGUCCGUAUUGCCUCCUCAUGCUGUGGCUUGGUCCCUAUCCUCUGGUAUGCAGACACUGACCAAUGCAUUGUACUAUCGCCUACGUGAUCAUGGGGCACAUUCUACCGUGCAUGUGAAUUCCCCGGUCUCAAAAAUUCACCCGGCCAGUGAAGACCGUCUGCAUGUGGAUUGGAUAUCAGAGAAUACUAGCGCAGCCCGAAUCCAGGAUGUAACUGCAGUGUUUCUUUGCUGUCCGUCUUUCCAGGCUGCCAACAUUCUCGGGGACAUGCUGAAACCGGAUGUUGUUGCACGUCUGGAGAAAUCUCAUUUGCCUUGGGCCAAUGUGGCUGUUGCAGCGCUGGAGCUUGAAAGUCCUGCACUCCCCCCGGUUCGUGCGUUUGGUCAUUUGGUCCCCAGACCAGUGGAUGAACAUGUGCUUGGCGUAAUCUACGAUUCGGUCGCUUUUCCUCAACUGGAUAGUCCGCAUGGUUUUGUUCGUUACACAGUCAUGAUGAAACCUUACACGAGGUGGUUGGAUAUGAACGCUACCGAGCCGCAGCUUGUUUCCAAAGAACUCGAGGCGAAAGCAGUUGAUGUCUUGCGAGAGCAUUUGGGUCUGACAGAUCCGCGUGUCGUCGACCGCCAUGUGGGCAUCUAUCGAGACUGUAUACCACAAUAUCCGCUCGGUCAUUUGGAUAACAUUAAGACACUACGUGAGGAACUCAAAGUACAUGGUGCAAAUCGUAUGGUAUUUUUUUCCGACGAUUUCGUCGCUCAAAUUAAUCAUGAUGACGCCCAACUGCUUCUCUCCAGUUGA
Messenger RNA from Echinostoma caproni, 1488 nucleotides. The record is from the annotation of a GenBank genome assembly. Lineage: Eukaryota; Metazoa; Platyhelminthes; Trematoda; Plagiorchiida; Echinostomatidae.